Molecule: messenger RNA, 2529 nt
Organism: Acanthaster planci (crown-of-thorns starfish)
Lineage: Eukaryota; Metazoa; Echinodermata; Asteroidea; Valvatida; Acanthasteridae
Source: RefSeq, a predicted model, not a curated record
CGAAAAGUACACUUCGGUGCCACUGAGCAUAAAUCAACCGGUAAUCUUUAAUCUCAAAUUCAUUGCCACCGGCAGAGUGGGUGAGUUCUCCUUGUGUAGUUUUUAUUUUGUAGUCACUCUCCCGCCACUCAUAUUUCCUUAUAGAAUUGGUGCUGACGAUCAGAGGCACGCGCAACACGACGCGGUCCCACAUCGCCGGACCGGGCGCGGAUGCAUAUAAAAUCAGCCACGUCUGGCGGGAAUCGGUCACUUUUCCCGUCGAGCGACAGGCCAGUUUAACCAACGAGCCCCGCGUUGCAGCACCUUGCCACACGCAACACUCGCCCUCACUUGUUUUGACCGCAAGUAACACCCAUACUGGAUCGAGCACGGGGGAACACGGAACUCAAUUACAACUUGAAAGGUGAGACAGGCGUGCAGUCACAGCAUUGAAAUUGCCAAUAUGGAAGAGCAGGGAUUUUUCACCAGUCAAUCGCCAGUCAUUCUAGACCGGGUGACGGCCGACGACAGCCCGCCGCCCCAGCCGCCGGUUCGCGUCAUGCUGUGGUGCGUCCCGCGCUCCGUCUCCACCGCCUUCCUGAAGUGCAUCGACGGCAUGGACCGUCCGGCAGAGAUCUUCCACGAGCCGUACUCAGUGGCCUACUACUUUGGGCCCGAGAGGAGGGCCCCGCCCGGCCCUCCCAUCCCAGAGGAGCGCCAGUACACCUACAGCUGGGUCCGCAAGCAGCUGGAGGCUGACUACAUCGGGAGGGAGGUGAUCUUCUGCAAGGACAUGGCGUUCGCUGUGGACGGGCGCUACGACGCCAUCCCGGACGGCUUCAAGCACACCUUCCUCAUCCGAAAGCCCGUCAAGGCUUUCAAGUCCUUCCACAAGGUGGUCAACGGGUACCCCGGCCAGACCGGGGAGGUGUCGGUCAAGAACGGCCUACCGCGGAGCUACGCCUUCAAGGAGUCCUACGACCUGUACAACCACAUCUGCGCCAACUACCGCGAGAAGCCGAUCAUCGUCGACGCGGACGACCUGUGCCGCUCGCCCGGGAGCAUCCUGAAGAAGUACUGCGCAGCGGUCGGGCUGCCCUUCUCCGAGAGCAUGCUGUCGUGGCAACCGAGCGAUGGCAUCAGCUCGCGCUGGCACUGCGCGCCCAGUUUCAGGGCGCUCAACUCCACCAUGGGAACGUACGAGCGAGCCCUGAAGAGCGAAUCCUUCGUCUCCAAGGACCACAACCACAACGUGGAAGUGAUUUCCAAAGAUGGCCUUCCCAAAGGCGUGGUGGAGUGCAGCGAAUUCAGUGAGCCAUACUACAAGAAAAUGUAUGAGCUCAGGUUGAAGCCUUGAAUGAAACUAUUUUAUAUGCCAACAGGAAAAAAAAGAAGAAAACAGUUUCUGGUGUAUAUACUUUAUUGCGUGAUAAUAUUGUACAUGUACAUAAUGGUUUUUCUACUUGUUGGCAAUGUGGACGCCCUCUAGUGAAAUUGGCCAGCAAAUGGCAGUCGAGGAUGGGUCGUCUUGUGAGUUCUGUUUAGAAAAUUCCGAUACAAUAUAUACGUGCACGGAUCCAUAAAGUUGUCUAAUUCUGUGUGGUAAUUACGGGGUAACAUAGAAUCUACGGUUUAUCACAAUAACGAUUUCGUGUUUUCUUUUUUUUUUCAUGUGGGGCCUAUAUUGUUGUAUUUCAAUUACAUGAGGUGUUUUGGAAAAUUGAAACCUUGUAAAGAGUUUACAAACUUAAAUACGGGUCUUUGAUCCGGAGAGCCGACAAAAGUAAAUGAAGAGAGAUAGAGAAGGUUAAUUAUUUUUAAAGGAUUUCGAUGUAACUGCCGAAAGACCUCUUCCUUUUCGAACGAACAACAAUUGACUAAAACGUAGCGAAACAUGUAGGCAAGUUACCUCAUUCGGCUUCUUGAUCUUGUACACGAGUAUAACAUAAUUUUGUCAUCUUUGACUGUUCUUAACUUUCCUCAGACAUGUUGUCUGAUCCGAUAAUAAUUGACUAAUCGAUUAGCUGAAAUUGACAAUUCCAAUGCAUAACCAAUCUCUAAGUUUUGUUUUAUGUCUGAGUUCUUGCCCAAAUUAAACUUGUUUGAAUUGUGGACGAAUGUCACUUCACCGAAUUACCGUUUGACAAGAAGGGAUUUCUAAAAUCUUGCACAGCACAUUUGGAAAAAAGGCAUCAUGUCACAUCCUACUCAACAGCCAGUCGCCGGGAAGAGGUGGGAGGAGUUUGCUGGUAAUAAGUGGUGAAUCUUGGAGAUAGAGGGGUAUAUAGGCCUAGGGCAUAGGUUCCCGACAAGCUGGCAUUUCACAAAAAGAUCAGUUUUAUGCUGACCCAUUUUUUUCCGGUUGCAAAACCGUGUACCCCACGCACGCUUUGUAUUUGUGGAUAUAUAUUUUUGUAUGAAGCCUUUCACUACUCUGCCAACUAUGUAUUUUACAGCUCAAAGGUUCCAUUAUGACGAUACUUGCAACAACAAAAAAUCAACUCUUGUAUUUACUUCGUAUGUUGAAGUUUUAUAAAUUGGUGUAUUGCA